AAUUUGGCAGGGAUUAGAUGGUGAAGCUACUGAACCAAUGAUCAAAGAGUUGGAGGAGGAUAGGGAGGAAACUCAGGAUCCAGAGGUUGAGUUUGCAAUAGCAGGUGCAGUCCGGGAGUGUGGUGGGCUUGAAAUUAUUUUGAGCAUGAUUCAGUGUGUGCGAGAUGAUUUGAAGUCCAACCAAGAGCAAUUGGUUGCGGUGCUUAAUCUUCUAAUGCUCUGCUGCAAAAUAAGAGAAAAUAGAAGGGCCUUAUUAAGGCUAGGGGCUUUAAAUGUACUUCUUGAAACAGCAAGGCAUGCCUUCUCCGUGGAUGCCAUGGAGCCAGCUGAAGGCAUUCUUUUGAUUGUGGAGAGCCUGACACUAGAAGCAAAUGAGAGCGACAACAUUAGCAUCACACAAAGUGUUCUUACAGUUUCUAGUGGAGAAACUGGUGCUGGUGAACAGGCCAAGAAAAUAGUUCUCAUGUUCCUGGAAAGAUUGUGUCAUACUUCAGGCCUUAAGAAGUCAAAUAAACAGCAGAGGAACACUGAAAUGGUUGCAAGAAUCUUGCCUUACUUGACCUACGGCGAACCUGAUGCAAUGGAAGCACUCAUCCAGCAUUUUGAUCCAUACUUACAAAACUGGGGAGAAUUUGACCAGCUGCAAACACAGCAUCAAGACAAUCCAAAAGAUGAGAGCCUUGCGCAGCAAGCAAUGAAACAGAGGUUUGCGAUGGAGAACUUUGUUAGAGUUUCAGAGUCACUGAAGACAAGUUACUGUGGCGAGAGAUUGAAGGACAUCAUAUUAGAAAAGCGGAUUACUGGAGUUGCAGUUAGACAUCUGAGAGAGAGUUUUGCAUUUACAGGGCAAGCUGCCUUUAAAUCUAGUGCUGAAUGGGCAUCGGGCUUGAAACUGCCAUCUGUGCCACUUAUCUUGUCUAUGCUGAGGGGAUUGUCAAUGGGGCACUUGGCCACACAAAGGUGUAUUUAUGAAGGAGGAAUUUUACCGUUGCUUCAUGCCUUGGAGGGAGUCUCGGUAGAAAAUGAGAUCGGGGCAAGGGCUGAAAACUUGUUAGACACUCUAUCAGACAAGGAGGGAAAAGGUGAUGGGUUCCUAGCAGACAAGGUUCAUACAUUGCGGCAUGCCACCCGGGAUGAGAAGAGGCGCCGAGCUCUGAGGAAGAGAGAGGAAUUGCUCGAGGGACUUGGGUUUCGCCAAGAACUGGCUUCAGAUGGCGGUGAGAGAAUUGUUGUUUCUCGGCCAAUCCUUGAAGGGUUAGAAGACGUUGAGGAGGAGGAGGAAGAUGGAUUGGCAUGCAUGGUGUGCCGGGAGGGCUAUAGUUUGAGGCCUACUGACUUAUUGGGUGUUUAUUCUUACAGCAAGCGAGUGAACCUGGGUGUUGGAACAUCAGGAAGUGCUCGUGGGGAGUGCGUUUACACAACAGUUAGCCAUUUCAAUAUCAUACACUUCCAGUGCCAUCAGGAGGCUAAAAGAGCUGAUGCUGCUCUGAAGAAUCCAAAAAAAGAAUGGGAUGGAGCUGCCCUUAGAAACAAUGAAACUCUUUGCAAUAAUCUAUUCCCAUUGCGAGGUCCAUCUGUUCCAAUAGCACAAUACGUCCGUUAUGUUGACUUGUACUGGGAUAACCUCAAUUCUCUUGGACGUGCUGAUGGAAGUCGCCUACGGUUGUUGACUUAUGACAUUGUCCUGAUGCUUGCUCGAUUUGCAACCGGUGCAUCAUUUAGUGCAGACAGCAAAGGUGGGGGCAAAGAAAGCAACUCCCGAUUUCUUCCUUUCAUGAUUCAAAUGGCUCGUCACCUUCUCGAUCAGGGUAACCCUUCCCAGCGCCGCACCAUGGCCAAAUCUGUUGCAACGUAUCUGACCUCUUCCACGUCAGAUUCUAAAUCUUCUCCUGCUUCCGGGACACAACCUUCUGUUGGAACUGAAGAAACCGUUCAGUUCAUGAUGGUGAAUUCGCUUCUCUCAGAAUCCUACGAGUGUUGGUUGCAACACCGCCGUGCCUUUUUGCAACGUGGGAUAUACCAUGCGUAUAUGCAGCACACUCAUGGUCGGUCAACACACCGUACAUCAUUUAAUCAGCCUAGUACUGCGAAAUCAGAUUCAUCAUCGAGUACCAGCAAAAAAGAAACUGGUGGAAUUCAGGAUCUCUUAUCGAUCAUUCAACCGAUGCUCGUAUACACUGGCUUGAUCGAGCAGCUACAGCGUUUUUUCAAAGUUAAGAAGUCGGCCAAUGUAUCCACUGUAGACCGACCUGAAGAAGGCUCAUCUUCCAAGGAAUCAGGUGGGGAAGAUGACACUGGAAGUUUUGAAGGCUGGGAGGUGGUUAUGAGAGAGAGACUGUUGAAUGUGAGGGAAAUGGUGGGAUUCUCCAACGAGCUGGCGUCAUGGCUCGAGGACAUGACUUCUGCCACAGAUUUGCAGGAAGCAUUUGACGUCAUUGGCGUUUUGGCCGAUGUGCUGUCUGGUGGGUUUGCGCAGUGUGAAGACUUCGUCAAUGCUGCAAUCAAUGGUGGAAAAAACUGAAGAGUUUAAUGGAUCAGUUGGUUUUAGUUUUUUGGGCGAUUAAGCUGCAAUGUGCAACUUCCUUAAGUGUUGAUAGUAUUUGUAAGUCAUCCGUGUUUAGUUAGAGUUAACGAAGAGGGUACUGAACUCUAAUAUUAUUAAAUGUUUGACUAGAUUUCCAUAUGUUGUACACAUAUUUGCUUCGGGUUGAAUGAGAAUUUUUCCCAGAUUUGUUCU
Messenger RNA from Camellia sinensis, 2737 nucleotides. The record is from RefSeq and is a predicted model, not a curated record. NCBI's taxonomy places the organism in Eukaryota, Viridiplantae, Streptophyta, Magnoliopsida, Ericales, Theaceae.